AUUAGCAUUUGUACGUUUAAUAAAAAUUGUAACAAUUGUAGGCAUUGUAUCUAAAUGAUGGAUGAUAAAAUGUUGUUAAAUUUUUGUAAACGAAUUUGUUAUGAUUUGAAUCAUUUUCUGUUUGCUUUUUCUUAAUAUUGUCCGUUACAUCAUACUUAUAUUGGAUUGCAUCCCUCUUAAGAGAGAAAGAGAAAGAGAAGGUCAUUAACGCCGUGAUUACCCCUCCCUAAUGGACGAUCAGGUAUAUAAAAGCUGACUGAACAUGCUGGACAUCAUUUGAUUUUCAACUUCUACUGACGAACAAGUAAGCAUAAACGAAGAAGUAUUCUAUUGAUCAUUUUCUAUCUUAGAGUGUUAUAGUAAAGAAAAAUUAAGCAUUUCGUUAUUCUCCUAUACUAGGAUUGAUUUGUCUCUUUCAAUAUUAUUCUCAUCGAAGAAGAAAAUACGCGGUGAAGAAAAUGGCGAAAUACUGCAUCCUUUUGGCAUUGUUGGUGACAGUGGCUUAUGGUUUAGAUUACUAUCCUAACAAGUAUGAUAAUUUUGAUGUGGAUAGAGUUAUUCGAAACAAUCGCAUCCUUAACAGUUACAUUCGAUGUCUACUCGACGAAGGUUAUUGCACCCCGGAGGCUCGUGAAAUAAAAGAUAUGCUAGCUGACGUUCUUCAAACGACUUGCAGUAAAUGCACCCCGAAACAAAGAAUGAAUGUAAAAAAGAUUGUGAAUCACAUUACGACAAGGAAACCGAAAGAAUGGGCUAGGUUAUCCGCUAAAUAUGAUCCAGAAGGUCAAUACCAGAAACAUAUUGAUAAAUGGAUGAACAUGAAUUAAAGCGGCAAGAAGAUUUAGUAAAUAGCGGUGAUGUAUAACUCAUAAGAAAUAAUAGUGUAAUCCUCUAGAGAUAAUAUAAUAUAUAACGUUAAUUAUAUAUAAAUAUGAAAGACUGAAGUCAACGAUUGUUAAAUGUACCUUUUAUAUACAUAUACACGCGGAUGUUUUGAACAUUUUUAAGCUGUAACAAUAGAAACUUUUAUA
Polistes dominula (European paper wasp) is the source of this 1031-nucleotide messenger RNA. RefSeq names its product ejaculatory bulb-specific protein 3. The record is from RefSeq and is a predicted model, not a curated record. Lineage: Eukaryota; Metazoa; Arthropoda; Insecta; Hymenoptera; Vespidae.